GUAUCUUAUGUAUUGAUUCUUAAGUACUGUAUAUUAUAUAUGCAAUGGUAGAGAGAGAGAGAGUAGUGAUAAGUUUUAGGAUAUCAUUAAGUUAGUGAAAUCCUUAACACCACCGACGCUAAUGAUUAAACCCCAACAAGUGAGAGAAAAAGAAAGAAAAGUUGAAUAAACAAACAAGAAACAAAAGAAGAAAAGUGAGUAGCAACUACAACUACUACUCCUAUAAUUGCUUUAGAAAAGGAUCCCAAUGUUGCACCCCCACCAACCGCCAUUGCUUCACCUUCAAGCCUCUUAUCCACUCAUCUCUCACUUCUUAUAAUAAAUAGAUCCAUGGAAUUCAAUAUCAAUAAUAAAAGAAAAGCUUCCGUUGCUGCAGGCUCUGUGUGGGAAACCAGAAUGAAGAAUGAUCAAGUUAAAGGUGGAAUCAAAGUCUUCAAAGAAGAAGAACCAAAUGCUGUUACUUCUAAUUCUAGAGUUAAAAGAGCCUCAAUUGUGCCCAGAAAAACUUGGACUCCAGUUCAAAAGAAUUCAGAGGAACAACAGAGAAGCCCAAUUCAAUCAAGAAAGCUAAGAUCUGAUACACACAAGGCUGGUGAAGCAGGGCAAUUCAGGAAGAUCAAAUCAGAUCCGAUCAAGAAGAAUUCAACUUCUACUGAUUCAAUUCAAUUGAGUAAGUCCAAAUCCGAUUUGGAUCAAGUUCAUGAAAGCAAUGUUGAUGAAUUGAGUGGUGGUGGUGGUGGUGAGUCUGAGAAGAUUGAAACUGAGAAGAAACAAGAGAAUGUUGAAAAUUGUCAAGAGAAAGAGAUGUCACCUGAAAAUUUGGUUCAUGUUGGUAAUGACGAGGAGAUUGAGAUUGAAACGGAGAGCUUUGAUGUCAAGGAAAUUAGUAUUCCAGAAAAGGAUAAGGUUGUUGUGAAUGAAGUAGAACCAGAACCAGAACCAGAAAAGGAUAAGGUUGUUGUGAAUGAAGCAGAACCAGAACCAGAACCAGAACCAGAAACAAAAAAGGUUGUCAAUGCAAACAUGCGAUUUCAUCACAAAAAUGAAACAAGACCGAUUUCUGUACCUCUUGUAGUCAAGCAAUCCCCUACAAUUAGAAGGAAUUCAGCAAUUUACCGAAAUUCGAGUUCAGUUCCAAAGGAAAAAGAACAUCGUAGCAUUCCACAAACCCAAAGCAAGUUGCAGAGUCUAGUGGAUUUGAUAAUGUGGAAAGAUGUUUCAAGAUCAGCUUUUGUGUUUGGGGUUGGAACAUUCUUUAUAGUCUCAUCUUCUUAUGCAAAGGAUCUUAAUUUGAGUGUUAUUUCUGCAAUGUCCUAUGUAGGUCUUGUCUAUCUUGCAGUUAUCUUUCUGUAUAGAUCCCUAAUUUGCAGGGGAGUCAUAGAUGUACAAGAUUCAGAUUAUGUAGUAGGAGAAAAAGAUGCAAUUUGGAUGCUGCAGUUGGUCCUACCUUAUUUGAAUGAAUUCUUGUCCAAACUCAAAGCACUUUUCUCUGGAGAUCCUGGUACAACAAUGAAGUUAGCAAUUUUGCUGUUUGUUUUGGCUAGAUGUGGCAGUUUCAUAACUAUUUGGAAGAUGGCCAAAUUCGGGUUCUUUGGAGUUUUUAUCGUACCAAAAAUCUGCUCUUCGUAUUCAGCACAGUUAACUGCAUAUGCAAAUUUUUGGGUUCGUCGAUUUCGGGAUGCAUGGGAUUCAUGCACUCACAAGAAAGCCGUGGCUCUUGGCAUCUUCGGUCUUGUAUGGAAUUUGUCAUCGGUUGUUGCUCGCAUUUGGGCAGUGUUCGUGUUAUUUGUGGCAUUCAGAUACUAUCAACAACACUAUAUGGUGAGGGAUGAAUGUGUGGAAGAUGAGACAGAAUGUGAGGAAACAUGGGAACAACCCAAUAAACUAAAGAAAGGAUUCUAAAAGGAUGCUAUUAGUGGUACCUAUAGCAAGCUACUGCUACCACGUUUACUCUUUUUCUUCCAAGUUUCCUCCUUUUCUUUAUAUUUAUAUAUUUAUAGUUAUAGUUUUAAGGUUGUAAAUUUUGUUUACUUGAUAAAUCCAUUGGGGUUCAAUAGCAAAUGGGAAUAAUAAGCUUGGAUGCUCAUGUUAUGUAAUUAGCAUUUAGUUAUAGCUAUAGAAAUUUGUUUUCAUUAAUUCUCAUCA
This is a messenger RNA of Lathyrus oleraceus (garden pea), 2145 nucleotides long. RefSeq names its product reticulon-like protein B21. Bases 331 to 1902 code for a protein of 523 amino acids. The transcript has 9 exons. Lineage: Eukaryota; Viridiplantae; Streptophyta; Magnoliopsida; Fabales; Fabaceae. The record is from RefSeq and is a predicted model, not a curated record.